Molecule: messenger RNA, 2963 nt
Organism: Leptidea sinapis
Lineage: Eukaryota; Metazoa; Arthropoda; Insecta; Lepidoptera; Pieridae
Gene: Dscam3
Product: cell adhesion molecule Dscam2
Exons: 21
Coding region: 177-2963 (928 amino acids)
Biological process (GO): cell adhesion; axon guidance
Cellular component (GO): plasma membrane
Molecular function (GO): protein binding
Source: RefSeq, a predicted model, not a curated record
GGCUCGUUACGGUCGCUACGUCGCUACGGUAGGACGCUACGACUUAUCUGUUGCUACGAACAUUGGAGUUAUCGGGAAGUUUGUGAGUGCGUGGAGUGGAAUGCUACUGUUUGUGACUUGAGUGAUUGUUUGAGACAAGUUACCGCUUGCCGGGCGAAGGUAGCGGAAAGCGGGGCAUGUCGAGCGGCGGCGUUCUGGUGGCCCUGCUGUGGCUGGCAGGUGGCGGUGGAUGCCAGCUGAUGUUUCUUCUGGAGCCGCCGCCGCGCCUGUCUUUCUCCAACAGCAGCGGCACACGUGUCACGUGUGCGGCGCACGGCUCCCCUCCUCCCACCAUCACCUGGCUCACGGAAGACGGCUUGCCGGUCACGGAUGUGCCGGGUUUGAGGGAGGCGCUUUCAAACGGUACGCUGUGGCUAGGGCGAUUCUCCCCUGCUCAGUACCGCAGUGACGUACACGCAGCGGGAUACCGAUGCCGGGCGUCGAGCGCCGCCGGUACUAUACUGUCACGUGACAUGCGCCUCCACGCCGUGAUGGACGUGUCGUGGCAGGUGGCGGUGUCUAACACGCCAGGCGUGGCCGGGGGCGCCGCAUUGCUCACGUGUGCUGUGAGUCCAACUGCAGCGCGGGCCCACGUGUCAGUCACCGGAUGGCUCAAGGACGGGGCUCACAUCACGCCGCUUCUGACGGAUACUGAUGGAGGAUACAUAAUAGCUGGUAGCCGUGGUGACAUACUCGUGGUACGGGACGCCAGUCCUGACGAUAGGAGUUCCUACUGCUGCGAGGCUCAACACAUGCUCACCGGCGACAAGAGAAGGAGUCCACCGUCGAUGAUCUCUGUCACACAUGGAACUGGCAGCAUGGCUCCCCGAAUCCUGGCAAUAUCUGAAGAUGAAACAGUACAACAAGGUGGUGACAUCAGACUUGUUUGCUGUGCUAUUGGAAGUCCGCCCCCAACAUACAGUUGGUUGCGGUACAGCAAUGGACGCGCGAGUCCUGUUGGCAGCAGCAUCAGAGUGUCGGUAACGCAGCAGGUGUUGGUGAUACGACGCGCACAGCCUACGGACAGUGGCGUGUGGACAUGCCGCGCGCACAACCAAUAUGGCGAACAGCGACGGGACGCCUCGCUAGCGGUGAGAGGCCGCCUCGUGGUCUCUGUGCAGCCGCCACUGCAGAUAGCAAACUCUGGCAGCUCGGUGACGUUCCAGUGCUCGGUGGAGGGUGGCGAGGCGCGAGUGCGCUGGCUGCAUGAUGGAGUUCCCGUGGGUGGCGCUGAACGUUCGCUGAUGGUGCGGGGCGUAGCACGCGCGCACCGCGGCAUGUACCAAUGCUUCGCCGAGCGAGACCUGGACAGCGCACAGGCUGCUGCUGAGCUGCGCCUGGGAGACACGGCGCCCGAGUUGCACUACACCUUCAUCGAGCAGGCGCUGCAUCCGGGCCCGGCGGUGGCACUACGAUGCUCGGCGUCUGGCUCCCCUCCACCCAGAUUCACCUGGUUGCUGGACUCGCAGCCUAUAGAGGAACACAACACGCCGCAAAGAGCGAUCAGCCAGUUCGUGAGCACGAACGGCGAUGUGGUGAGCUACCUGAAUCUGACGUCGGUGCGACCCGAGGACGGCGGCCGCUACACGUGUCGGGCGCACAACUCUCGCGGUGCCGUUGACCACUCCACCCGCCUCAAUGUCUAUGGUCCACCCUCGAUCCGCAGCAUCGGGCCGCUGCGCGUGGUAGCCGGCCUCAACACCACCAUACACUGCCCAUACUCAGGAUUUCCAAUCAGUGAGAUCCGCUGGCAGCGCAAUGGUGUGGAGGUGUCGGCGAGCGGUGGGCGUGCUCUAGCCGGACCCCAUGGCGAGUUGCUGCUGUGGCCUGCUGAACCAGCCGACGCGGGCCUCUACUCCUGCAGGGUGACGGCUUCGUCUGGACAUUAUGCGCAGAAGGAUCUACAAAUCUUUGUUCGGAAUCCACCAAAAAUUGCUGGUUUUUCAUUCCCCGCGGACUUAGUAGAAGGAAGCUCAAUACAAGUUCUGUGUGGAAUAACAUCUGGUGACAAACCUGUUUACUUCUCAUGGCUCAAGGACGGACAGACUGUUCCCGCAAAUUUACAGGUUCAAGAGAAGUCGCUGGAAGAGUUCAGUUUCCUAAUCUUCUCACACGUGACGUCACAACACAGCGGCGACUACACCUGCGUGGCCUCUAACUCCGCUGCGGAGGUCAACCAUACGGCACGCCUCGCUGUCAAAGUUGCACCUACGUGGGUGUUUGAACCUCAAGACGUGUCAGCCUUACUUAGUACUCCGAUAGUAGCACACUGCUUGACAAAAGGAUAUCCGGAGCCUAGAAUUACUUGGCUUAGAGGACACGGUCCAAAUCCGGGGGAUUUUCGGCCGCUGACAGCUCUUGAUGUGCCCGUAACGGUGCUCAGUAACGGGUCCCUGAGCGCGGCAGCAGCCAGCCGGCUGCACGAAGGCCGCUACAUGUGUCGCGCUGACAACGGCGUAGGAAGAGGACUGACAAAGGUCAUCACGAUAUCUGUCAAUGAGCCGGCCCAAUUUGAGCAGUCGUCCCGAAACGUGUCUGCGCGGCGCACGGCGUCAGUAACGCUGGCGUGCGCUGCACGCGGAGACCCACCCCUGACGCUGCGCUGGUCUCAUAACACGCGCCCACUCGACCUACACACCUACAGAGUGUCAGUGUCGGAGAAGAGAUCAGAGAACGGUGCGAGUUCCGAGUUGAGUAUUGCUCAUGCGCAGCGCAGUGACUCGGGCGUGUACCGCUGCCGGGCUGAGAACGCGUAUGGGAGAGACGAGCUGCUGAUAUACCUGGCCGUCCAAGAGUUCCCGGAGGCGCCCCGCGAGCUACGCGUGGUGCGGCAGGAAGCGCGCGGCGCGGUGGUGGCAUGGCGGCGCGGCUACGACGGCAACGCUCCGCUACGAGCGUUCCGUCUACAGUACCGCGUAACGUGA